AUGGGUGUGGACGGGGCUGGAACGGGAUCCAGUUACGUUGAACAGGAAGGCACUGCUGUUACAUGCAAAAUUGAUGCACUGUUGACAUCUGUUUCCGAUGCGCCGAUUAUUGUUCCUUUCAUCCAUGCAUCCUCAAAUGUCCCGAAAGUAAGCCAUAAAUGA
Gongylonema pulchrum is the source of this 162-nucleotide messenger RNA. The record is from the annotation of a GenBank genome assembly. Lineage: Eukaryota; Metazoa; Nematoda; Chromadorea; Rhabditida; Gongylonematidae.